AUGAAAGUCGAAAAGUCCAUAUCUGAAGAGGGAAGAUUUGGGCAGCAUGUGAUCUGGGACCGUGUACUCAGACAACUCAUGUGCUGUUUUCGUCGUCUUAUUGAAUACAUCCAGCUCCCAGAUCUGGAUCCUCCACCCAAUAUCAGUGUGGAGGCAGUGAACUGCACAGCAAUCAGAGUCCAGUGGAAAGUGCCUAAGCAUCCCAAGUACUUCAUUAAAGCAUUCAAGGUAUUUUACUUUGAGCUCACUGGUCACCCGAAGAGACCCUUCCUGGAGAAGUUUCUUCAUGUACCAGUCACUGAACAGACAAUGAUCAUGGAGGAAGUGGUUGGUGAUUUGAUCCCAGGCUCAAAAUAUUUAGUGACCGUAGCAGCCGAAAGCCUGUUGGGAUCAGGGCCGCAGAGUACUCCUCAAUCUGUUGUCACUUUGCUACAAGAUUCAUGCAUGACUCCGGAAGCACCCCAAAAGCCACAAAUCAUGGUGGUCUCAGAUUCUGAAGUGGCUCUAGCUUGGAAACCUGGAGAGAAGAAAGAAAAUGCCUCUAUCCAGUACUAUCUUGUGGAAUUCAUCAGACCAGAUAUCGACCACAGUUGGACCAUAAUCCAAGACCAGAUCAGCAUGGAAUCCAUGGUUAUCAAGGGCCUUGAUCAAGAUACCAACUAUCAGUUUUCUGUGAGGGCUGUCAAUUCCUAUGGCUCAAGCUCCCGAAGCCUGCCCAGUGACCUUGCCCGAACCUUCGGCAAUGAGGAAUCAGGAAGUGGAAAUUUUAUGACCAGCACUGGUGUCGGUGAAGAUGAUGAAAGAUUUGAUGAUGACUUUGAAGCGGGUCUUUUUUUUAAUGAGGUCAAACCAUCUCUUUCUAUCCUUGGAGAAAAUAAGAAAAUUUUGAUGGAAUCUCAGAUGGUGCCUAAAGCCAGCCCACAGAGGUUUUAUAAAUUAUUUAUACCUCCCGCUGAAUCUCCUCAUUCUGCUAUGGGGGGUCCCAAGCCCACUGCAGCAGCAUUGAGAAGACUGGAUUCUAUCAAUCUGGAACCACAGCGUUCUGACAUAGUUUGCGAUCCUCAGUGCUCUACUGGCAGCUUUUGUGCUGAAGACUUCACCUCAAGGACUGGCAGAUGCCAAUGCUAUCUGGGAAAAGGUGGAAAAGAUUGCUCAGAAGAUAUUACUAUACAGUAUCCUCGUUUCUAUGGUUACUCCUAUUUAGCCUUUAGCUCUCUGAAGAACUCCCACAAGUCAUUUCAAAUUACUCUUCAAUUUAAGGCAGAUUUUCACAAUAAUGGCUUACUGCUAUACUGUGGACACAAUGAGCAGGGGAAAGGUGAUUUCAUGUCCCUGGUGUUGAACGAAGGAACACUCAAUUUCAGAUUCAACUGUGGUUCUGGGGUUACCUCUCUCAUCAGUGAAACCGUGGUCCAAAUUGGGGUCUGGCACACAGUCAUGAUCUCCAAAAAUGGGCGUACUGGGAUGCUGAAGCUGGAUAAUGGAACUGCUUUGAUAAGUGAUGCACCGGGUACCUAUGAUAGAAUUACCUUCCGGACACCUCUUUAUGUUGGUGGGAUCCCCACUGCUCACUGGAUAUCCCCAGAAAUAGGAUCACAAGAAAGCUUUCAAGGAUGUGUGCAGUCACUUUCCAUUAAUGGAAAAAUAAUCGACCUGAGGCCCCAGCCGUUGGGGAGUGCUCUCCAUGGGGCUGAUGUGGGGGAAUGCAGCCAAGGGACCUGCGACAGAAUCUACUGUGUCAAUGGCGGCAUCUGCACACCGUCCGGUGCCGACUCCUACCUUUGCCUCUGUCCCCUGGGAUUUAGAGGUCGACAUUGUGAAGAAGAAUUCACUUUGAUCAUUCCUCAAUUUAGUGAGUCGCUAAGAUCCUUCGCAGCAAUGCCCUGGCCACUGGAGCCCAAGCAUUACCUUUCCUACAUGGAUUUCGAGAUCACAUUUCGGCCAGAGUCAAGAAACGGUGUCCUGCUUUACAGCCAUGACAUGAGCAGCAGAGAUUUCGUGUCCGUCACGAUGGCAGGCGGCCACGUGGAGUUCCGCUUCAACUGCGGUUCCGGCACUGCCAUUCUCAGGAGUGAAGAACCCCUCACCUUGAACCAAUGGCAUGAGCUGCAUGUGUCUCGCACAGCAAGGAAAGGCACUUUAGAAGUGGACAAGCAGAAGAAAGUGGAACGGUUGGCAGUGGGAGGUUUCACACAGAUUAAAUGCAGCUCUGACAUUUUUAUCGGUGGAGUUCCUAACUAUGACGAGGUGAAGAACAACUCAGGUGUCUUCAAGCCAUUCACGGGAGGUAUUCAAAAGCUCAUCCUCAAUGACAGAGCCAUCAACCUGCAGUCAGACCUGACAGAGGUUGUGAACUUGGAUAAUGCAGCGCAUUCCUGCAUUUUGAAUCCUUGCUACAACUUGGCCAGCUGCCAGCCCAGGAAGGAGAGAUAUGACUGUGAUUGCCCCUUGGGCUUUGUGGGGCGACACUGUCAGAAAGAGAACUCCAUCACCUUUGUUAAUCACAAAAUGACCGAAGCUCCAGAACUUGAAAAAGAGGCAGGAGAGGAGUGUGGGAACUACUGCCUCAACAGUAAGUACAGUAAGUCCUGCGAGAAGCAGAGGGAGUGCUCUGGGUGGCAGCCAGGGCGGGCUCUGGCCAGCCUCUCAGGCCAAGUGCCUGUCUGCCAGGCACAGGCAGAGGGUAACCUGGCCAUCACCAAACUUAUUGAGAUUCCACAGUUCAUUGGCCGCAGUUACCUGACUUAUAACAACCCAGAUAUCCUCAAGAGGUAA
Suncus etruscus (white-toothed pygmy shrew) is the source of this 2775-nucleotide messenger RNA. RefSeq names its product pikachurin-like. Bases 1 to 2775 code for a protein of 924 amino acids. Gene Ontology annotation, molecular function: protein binding; calcium ion binding. NCBI's taxonomy places the organism in Eukaryota, Metazoa, Chordata, Mammalia, Eulipotyphla, Soricidae. The record is from RefSeq and is a predicted model, not a curated record. The transcript has 20 exons.